AAACGGAAAUGAAAAACGUGCUUGUGGUCAGCUGACUGAAAUAUUUACAAGGCAAACUUCCCUCCCGGAAAAGCAUCAACCAAACUCCCCAAUGCGCCGGAAUGUGUCGCAUAUGUUCGCCUUUAUACAUAGCGUCGUGAUUAUUUGAUGAAUUGUAAGUUUUGUAUUCACAUUUGCGUCUCUAUUCAAGCCGUUUAGCACAUAAAUGCCACCGCUGCACCUGCGAAGUGAACACGCGGAACAUCACCGGGGCUAUUUCGGGAGGUUUUGAAGGGAAAAGGUCGCCAUGGACAUCCAACCGGAGGGGAGGCGACUCCUGGAUGCUGACGGUCAACAUGAUGACGAUCCCACUGGGCUCAUUUCCGAACAGGACGCUUAUCUUAGCAAAGUCAGCAACAGGAAGUUGUACCUGGCCACCUUGGCGUCCGUGCUGGGCCCCAUGAGCUUCGGCUUCGUGCUGGGCUACAGCUCACCCGCCAUCCCGGAGCUAGCCAGGAGCCCCGACCCGCGACUACGGCUGGACGACGUGCAGGCGUCCUGGUUUGGGUCGGUGGUGACGCUGGGGGCGGCGGCGGGCGGCCUGCUGACCGGCUGGAUGGUGGACAAGGCGGGCAGGAAGCUGACUCUCAUGUUCUGCUCGCUGCCCUUCGUCUUUGGCUUCACCGUCAUCAUCGCCGCCCACAACGUGGGGAUGCUCUACGUCGGGCGCGUGCUGACGGGGCUCGCCAGCGGAGGCGCCUCGCUCGUCGUGCCGCUGUACAUCUCUGAGAUGGCCCACGAACGUGUGCGAGGGAUGCUGGGCUCGUGCGUGCAGCUGAUGGUGGUGCUGGGCAUCAUGGGAGUUUACCUGGCCGGUCUGUUCGUGGACUGGCGCUGGCUGGCGGUGUGCGGGGCGGUGCCACCCACACUGCUCAUUUCGUCCAUGUGCUUCAUGCCGGAGACGCCGCGCUUCCUGCUGCUGCGGGGCAAGCGGCGCGAGGCCGAGGAGGCGCUGCGCUUCCUGCGGGGGCCUCACGCGGCCGUGGAGUGGGAGUGCGCCCGCAUCGAGGAGGCCUGCGACCAACAGAGUUCCAGCUUCCGGGCGUCGGACCUGAAGGAUCCGGGCGUGUACAAGCCGCUGGCCAUCGGCGUGAUGCUGAUGUUCUUCCAGCAGAUGUCGGGCAUCAACGCCGUCAUGUUUUACGCCCAGAACAUCUUUGAGCAGGCGCAUUUCAAGGAGAGCGAUCUGGCCUCGGUGAUGGUGGGCGCGGUUCAGGUGGUCUUCACCGGCGUGGCGGCGCUCGUCAUGGACAAGGCCGGAAGGAAAGUGCUGCUCGUCAUUUCAGGCGUGGCCAUGGUGAUCAGCACGGCGACGUUUGGGCUGUACUUCUUCUUAAUGUCCAGGAGCUCCUCUCCGGAGGAACAUCACGCCAACAUGGCCUGGUUGGCCCUCACCAGCAUGGCCGUCUUCAUCACGGGCUUUGCUUUGGGUUGGGGUCCCAUCCCAUGGUUGGUGAUGUCCGAGAUCUUCCCGGUGAAAGUUCGCGGCUUCGCCAGCUCCGUCUGCGUGCUGACCAACUGGGGCAUGGCUUUCGUCGUCACCAAGAGCUUCCAGGACAUGAUGACUCUGCUCACCAGUGCGGGAACUUUCUGGCUCUUCUCGUGCAUGUGCCUCGUCAGUGUGGUCUUCACCAUUGUAUUUGUGCCGGAAACUAAAGGCCGCACACUGGAGCAGAUCGAGGCCAACUUCCAGGGAACGGCGGGACCGUGAUGGCUUUCAGAACCUCAUUAAAAACAAUGCAAAUGUU
This is a messenger RNA of Hippocampus zosterae (dwarf seahorse), 1787 nucleotides long. It is a transcript of the gene slc2a8, whose product is annotated as solute carrier family 2 member 8. Gene Ontology annotation, molecular function: transmembrane transporter activity. The transcript is spliced from 10 exons. The record is from RefSeq and is a predicted model, not a curated record. Gene Ontology annotation, biological process: transmembrane transport. Gene Ontology annotation, cellular component: membrane. The coding region runs from base 287 to 1750 and encodes 487 amino acids. NCBI's taxonomy places the organism in Eukaryota, Metazoa, Chordata, Actinopteri, Syngnathiformes, Syngnathidae.